Molecule: messenger RNA, 1535 nt
Organism: Cucumis sativus (cucumber)
Lineage: Eukaryota; Viridiplantae; Streptophyta; Magnoliopsida; Cucurbitales; Cucurbitaceae
Product: GATA transcription factor 12
Exons: 2
Coding region: 176-1300 (374 amino acids)
Biological process (GO): positive regulation of DNA-templated transcription
Cellular component (GO): nucleus
Molecular function (GO): sequence-specific DNA binding; zinc ion binding
Source: RefSeq, a predicted model, not a curated record
AACGCAAACCAACUGCCUUCUCUCUCUCUCUUCUUUAACAGCCAUAAUUUUUUAGUCUCUUCUCUCUUAGCCACUUACUCUCUUUAUCUCUCUCUCACUAUUUUUUCCCCCCAAAAAAACACCAAAAACACACAAACACACACACACACACAUACACACAAAAACCUCCUUAAUCAUGGAAGCUCCUGAAUAUUUCCAGAUCAAUGCCUACUCCUCCCAAUUCUCCUCCCCCGACGACGCCGAUGCCACCACCACCGCCGCCGCUGCCGCUGCACCCGACCAUUUCAUCGUCGAGGAGCUUCUCGAUUUCUCCAACAACGAAGAUGACGCCGUCCUUACUGACUCUGGAGGAGGAGGAGGAGGAGGAGGAGGUGGAGGAGGAGGAGGAUUGUUUUACAACAAUAAUAAUACUUCUACUAAUGACCAUAACAAUAACAAUAAUUCAACGGAAUCUUCCGCCGUUACCGUGAUGGAGAGUUGCAAUUCCUCAUCCUCCUUCUUUGAAGAUAUUAGUGGCUCUAAUUUAGGCGAUGCCCAUUUCUCCAGCGAACUCUGCGUUCCGUAUGACGAUUUAGCUGAGCUGGAAUGGCUUUCAAACUUUGUAGAGGAAUCAUUUUCCAGCGAGGACAUGCAAAAGUUAGAACUCAUCUCGGGAGUCAAAGUCAAAUCCGACGAACCCCCCACUCAAUCCCCACAACCCACGGCCACCCGAAGCGCAGCAGCAAUUUUCAAACCGGAAAUUGUUUCCGUUCCGGCUAAAGCCCGCAGCAAACGCUCACGUGCCCUCCCAUCUAAUUGGAACAACUCCGCCCUCCUUCCUCUUUCUUCUCCCACUGCCGAAUCCGAAACUACACCACCCAUCGAACAACCACAUCCCAUUAAAAAAACCCUUCCCAAGGCGGCAGCUACGGCUAAGAAGAAGGACAGUCCAGACUUAGGAUUUUCAUCCGGAGAGGGGCGUAAGUGCAUGCACUGCGCCACCGACAAGACACCCCAGUGGCGGACUGGCCCAAUGGGCCCAAAAACAUUGUGUAAUGCUUGUGGGGUUCGGUACAAAUCCGGCCGCUUGGUUCCGGAGUAUCGCCCUGCCGCAAGCCCCACCUUUGUUUUAACCAAACACUCUAAUUCUCAUCGGAAAGUUUUGGAGCUUCGACGACAAAAGGAGAUUCUUAGAGCCCAACAACAGCAACCACAGCAUUUGCUUUUGGAUCAUCGUCAGGAUAUGAUCUUUGAUGCAUCAAACGGUGAUGAUUAUCUCAUUCAUCAACAUGUGGGCCCAGAUUUCCGGCAGCUGAUCUGACCAUUGCCGGUAGGCAUUGAGUCCGGCCAAUGUGAUUCAUUUUUGGUUUUUUCUUCAUGAGAUUUUUAGAUGAUUUUGUUGGAAGUUCUGACAUUUUUAUUUUCUUUUUCUUCCCAUAGACAUUUUUUUUAAUUGUCUGACAACCGGAAAAGAAAAAAAAAAAACAAAUUACAAAUGAAGAAAAAUAGUUGUUUAAUUAAUUAAAGAAAUAUUCAGUCCAAGGUUUUUACUAUUA